This is a messenger RNA of Dermacentor silvarum, 985 nucleotides long. Its product is annotated as proteasome inhibitor PI31 subunit. Gene Ontology annotation, molecular function: endopeptidase inhibitor activity; proteasome binding. Lineage: Eukaryota; Metazoa; Arthropoda; Arachnida; Ixodida; Ixodidae. Gene Ontology annotation, biological process: proteasome-mediated ubiquitin-dependent protein catabolic process. The record is from RefSeq and is a predicted model, not a curated record. The transcript has 7 exons. Bases 77 to 946 code for a protein of 289 amino acids.
GCGUUCAUUGCCGACGCGGGAGGCGCUGCUGAAACCGCAACUUGGAACGGCGCACAAGCCGAAGCAUAAGAUCGCUAUGUCGAACACCGGCGGGUCCCAGCCGGAGUCCAGCGUUGACAAGUAUUUUGGCCUGGAGCUGCUCUUCAAGUCAUGCAAGGACACCCUGAAGUCUAAGAGCGAUGCGCUCGUCCUCCUGGCCCAUUACCUGCUAGUGAGAAGCGGCAAGCGCUGUCAUGGCAUCGGAGAGCAGUGGACGCAAGGCUCAAAGGGCACAGAGCUGUUGCCUGACAAGUGGAAUGACAACCAGUCCUUGUACACGCUGCGCUAUGCCUCUAUACAGGGCUCCGAGCGCUACGUGCUCAAAGUGAUUCCUUCGGGGGGCUUUUUGCUGGUGAACGUGCUGAAUGUCCGCAAGGAGAGGACAGCUUCAACCAAUGUCACCAUGAACAAGUUUGCAAGCGGCGAGUUUGAAGAGCUGCCCAGGGCAUACAAGAACCUGGAUGACCUGAUGUCCAAGCUGAACACAGAGGUGGUCUCUGUGCUGGAUACGAUAGACAGUACCACCCAGGCCUCGUCGUCACGCGAGGCCUCACGCUUGGGGUCCCAGGAGAACAAUCCCCUGCACAUCCCCAGCAGGCAGCCUGGCAUCGAGUGGUCCCCGCUGCAGGAGGUUCCACGGGUGGGCCAGCGAGAUCUGAACCCCUUCUAUCAUGGGCCACCUGGCGGUGGCAUGCUUAUGGACCCCCGACAGCUGCCCCGGCCACACCACUCAGACCCCGGCGUUGGCAUCCCUGGCAUUCCCAGGGGAUCCAUCCCACCUGGUGCCAGGUUUGACCCGUUUGGGCCCCCGCGACCAGAUGCGCCGGGUACAGCCAACCAGCGGUUUGCUGGCCCAAACCCAGAUCACCUCCCGCCGCCGCCAGAUUAUGACGACAUGUUCAGCUGAGCUGAUUGUAAUAUUUUUAAUAAACAAUUAUUUCUAUGA